Molecule: messenger RNA, 735 nt
Organism: Trichoderma harzianum CBS 226.95
Lineage: Eukaryota; Fungi; Ascomycota; Sordariomycetes; Hypocreales; Hypocreaceae
Exons: 3
Coding region: 1-735 (244 amino acids)
Source: RefSeq, a predicted model, not a curated record
AUGGGCCGCGAACAUUCAUCCAGCAGCCGGCGCUCCAAGAGUCACAGCUCAAAACGCAAGACUUGCAAAGUUGAAUAUUGCAACCGAGAACGCAAGUCCACGAGGCACAACGGCGAGACGACCACGUACAAGUAUUGCGAGAAGCGCUCGGGGUAUGCGACGCCCCCCUAUGCAAGAUGCUGUGAGCAACCAUCAUCCACGCCUGUAUCCCCCAGUGAGAAAUGCAACUUCCGAGAUUGCAAUUGUGCCAUCAAUCCUCCAUCCAGCUUUUUCUGCCCGAGACAUGAACGAGUGACUUGGUGGAACUCCCGUCUCAAUUACUCACGCCCUCCUAUGCAACACAGCGCUCCCCCGUCCCCUCCGUGGUCUCCCCCGCAAGAUCCUGCAGACGGCACUAUACCAUCUGAACAUCCCACCGCUUCGAGCACCACCGCUUCAUACACGACCGAUGGUCGUCGUAAUUCUACUCAGAGCACUACUUCUGGCCAAAGUGCAUCCCAUCCAGCCACCACCACCGUCGCCGCUCCAGCCGAACCAACAAUGGAGUCAAGGGUCGAAACUGCCAGUUAUGUAGCUGACCAAGGAAAGCAUCAAAUGUGCGAUGAAAACGAUCGUCUACCGACCUUCUGGUCUGGUGUCAGCGUUGGAAUUUGUAUCCUGUUGCAGAUAAUCCAUGUCCUCAUGCGGCUGUUGCUGGAACUGGCGCAAGGAGUGGGCAAGCGUGGAAUGUGGUGA